Messenger RNA from Acanthocheilonema viteae, 1011 nucleotides. NCBI's taxonomy places the organism in Eukaryota, Metazoa, Nematoda, Chromadorea, Rhabditida, Onchocercidae. The record is from the annotation of a GenBank genome assembly.
CCAUUGCUUGAUCCUGCGACAAUUCGUUUAAUUUCUCAACUGGAUACCGCCUCCCUUGCGUCGUUGCAGUCUGCUUUUGGUCAAACUAUCCCAGCACUUGGUCGUCAAUCGCAAUUCGCAUCGUCAUUGGAAGCAAUUCGUCCCGUUGGUGUGGCUGGCAUUUUGGGUGAACAUCAUUAUGUGCCGAUAGGAAUACCGCCAGCAAUACGAUCAUCUGCGAAGAAUAACGCUAAUGCAUCUGAUUUGUCACUUCGAUGCUCGAUUGGAGGAGUAGGAUCGAAUCCUGGACAAUUUGGUUCACCACAUGGUUUUUGUCUUGGUCAUAACGAAGAAAUCCUCGUUACGGAUACAAAUAAUCAUCGUAUACAAAUCUUUACGAAGAAAGGUGAAUUCAUCAUGCAUUUUGGAAUCGGUGGCUCAGAAGAUGGUCAUUUAUUUUAUCCAAAAAAAGUGGUGGCAUUCAGAUCUCGAAUGGGUGAAGGAGGCUACAUUAUUGUUGACAAAGGUGAAAAUAAGGCCAGGUUACAAUUGUUCUCGAAGCGGGGCGACUUUAUUCGACGUCUUCAAACUCCUUAUCUCGAGUAUGUUUCGGCAUUAACGGUAAAUGAAGCAUCACAUCUAGUAGUAUUCAGCAGCUCGGUAAUGAUGUUCAUCCUGGAUAUUGAUCUUUUGGAACCCCUGGUGCUUAAAUGGAAUGACUGUACUAAAGCGAUUGGUGAACCAUCUGAUGUAGCUGUUUUUCGAGAUAGAUAUUAUGUUACUGAUUACAAGAAUCAUUGCGUAGUUGCACUCAAUAGUGAUGGUGAGGUGCUCUGUCGUUUCGGAUCCUUUGAGAGUACCCCAUAUCCAAUCGGUGUUGAUGUAUCAACAAAUGGUGAUGUAUUGGUGGCAGAUUCCCAUGGCAAUCAUUUUCAUAUUUACUGUUGUGCAACUGAUGGGCAGCGGUUGCAGGAAUUCGAAUGUUCGCAACUGAAAGCAAGUUAUUUCAGCUUUAUUAUAAUGGGACUUUAA